AUGAAGCCAGCCAUGGAAACUGCAGCGGAGGAGAAUACUGAACAGAGCGGAGAAAGAAAAGUGAACAGCAGAGCUGAAAUGGAAAUUGGCAGGUACCACUGGAUGUACCCAGGCUCAAAGAACCACCAGUACCGUCCUGUGCCAACCCUGGGGGACAGGGCUAACCCCUUGAGCAGUCCAGGCUGCUUUGAAUGCUGCAUCAAGUGUCUGGGCGGAGUCCCCUACGCCUCCCUGGUGGCCACCAUCCUCUGCUUCUCGGGUGUCGCCCUGUUCUGCGGCUGUGGGCACGUGGCUCUGGCAGGCACCGUGGCAAUCCUGGAGCAGCACUUCUCCACCAACACCAGUGACCAUGCCCUGCUGAGUGAGGUAAUUCAACUGAUGCAGUAUGUCAUCUACGGAAUUGCAUCCUUUUUCUUCUUGUAUGGGAUCAUUCUGCUGGCAGAAGGCUUCUACACCACGAGUGCAGUGAAAGAACUGCAUGGGGAGUUUAAAACAACUGCCUGUGGCCGGUGCAUCAGUGGGAUGUUCGUCUUCCUCACCUAUGUGUUGGGAGUGGCCUGGCUGGGUGUGUUUGGUUUCUCGGCAGUGCCAGUGUUUAUGUUCUACAACAUAUGGUCCACCUGUGAAGUCAUCAAGUCCCCCCAAACCAACGGGACAGCAGGAGUGGAGCAGAUCUGUGUGGACAUCCGGCAAUAUGGAAUCAUCCCUUGGAAUGCUUUCCCAGGAAGAAUAUGUGGCUCGGCCCUGGAAAACAUCUGCAACACCAACGAGUUCUACAUGUCCUAUCACCUGUUCAUCGUGGCCUGUGCCGGAGCUGGCGCCACCGUCAUUGCCCUGAUCCACUUCCUCAUGAUACUGUCUUCUAACUGGGCUUACUUAAAGGAUGCAAGCAAAAUGCAGGCUUACCAGGAUAUCAAAGCAAAGGAAGAACAGGAACUGCAAGAUAUCCAGUCUCGGUCAAAAGAACAACUCAAUUCUUACACAUAAAUGUUUGCCAGAGGGUCUCAGCCAACGAAUUUACAGCUCUGACAAAUCAUCAGACAGCUGCUCUGCAGUACAGAUGUGUACCCCACCAAACAAACUCACGUAGAAGUCCAAACACUUCACUGUCUGUCUCAAGCUGCUGGGAUGUAUUUCUAGGAAAACCUUCCAGUAGGUAACUGUUUCUUUACAAGAUAUUGGAGGUUUCAUGGGAGCCAUUUUAAAAGGCAACAUUUCAACAAAAUGAAUAUUUAUCCUUUUGAAAUUUGUGGCAUGUUCACAAUCCCACCAAGACAGGCUCUGAGAACACGAUACCCCUUGAUAAGGACCAUGCCAUCACAGCAUCAGGCGGUAUGACCACACAUUCCCUUCUACCAUCUGUCCUCAAACAUAUCUAAAUAGGAACUAAAAUGGAAUUGAUGUGACAUUGCAUUCCUGACAGCUGACAUGUAUGAAAUUGUGGCUCAAAGAUAAAGUGAUUCUUAGAGUUGACCCUUGUAAGAAAAAUAGCUGACCUCCCCACCCCUCUUAAGUCCAGGACAUACUAAUUUCCUGGUCCAAUCAGAAAUUGUUUUUUUUUUUCUUUCUCUCAAGAAUGCUAAAAUAAGCCCAUUAUAAUAAUUCUGCAUUACCUACCAUGGAUGAAGCUAGAU
This is a messenger RNA of Budorcas taxicolor (takin), 1634 nucleotides long. RefSeq names its product glycoprotein M6B (gene GPM6B). Gene Ontology annotation, biological process: central nervous system myelination; axon development. NCBI's taxonomy places the organism in Eukaryota, Metazoa, Chordata, Mammalia, Artiodactyla, Bovidae. The coding region runs from base 1 to 987 and encodes 328 amino acids. Gene Ontology annotation, molecular function: structural constituent of myelin sheath. The record is from RefSeq and is a predicted model, not a curated record. The transcript is spliced from 8 exons. Gene Ontology annotation, cellular component: myelin sheath; plasma membrane.